Messenger RNA from Dictyostelium discoideum AX4, 297 nucleotides. RefSeq lists its product as hypothetical. Lineage: Eukaryota; Evosea; Eumycetozoa; Dictyosteliales; Dictyosteliaceae. The transcript has a single exon. The record is from RefSeq and is a predicted model, not a curated record. The coding region runs from base 1 to 297 and encodes 98 amino acids.
AUGGAAUUUUACGAAGCCAAAGCAUAUUCAAAUUUAUUAAAAAAGAAGAAAACUGGAAAUCUAUUUAAAAAUGAUCCUACAAUAACAACAACAACCACCCAAAUAAAUAAAGAAGAAAUUAUUUCUGAUCCUGUUAAUAUAAUAAUUAGUGAACAAAAUAAAAAAUCUAAAAAAAAUAUAUUACAUUUUUUCAAAAAGUUUAAAAAUAAUAAUAAUUUAGAUAAUAAAAUAAUAAUUAUAGAAAAAGAUCAAAAUGCUCAAAAAAAUUAUGAAGAGGAUAUUCCCUCUUUAAUUUAA